Messenger RNA from Telopea speciosissima, 3721 nucleotides. RefSeq names its product ubiquitin carboxyl-terminal hydrolase 16-like. Bases 285 to 3626 code for a protein of 1113 amino acids. Lineage: Eukaryota; Viridiplantae; Streptophyta; Magnoliopsida; Proteales; Proteaceae. Gene Ontology annotation, molecular function: cysteine-type endopeptidase activity; cysteine-type deubiquitinase activity. Gene Ontology annotation, cellular component: cytosol; nucleus. The transcript is spliced from 11 exons. Gene Ontology annotation, biological process: protein deubiquitination. The record is from RefSeq and is a predicted model, not a curated record.
CAUCAUCGUUUCCUCUUCGUCAACAACUCCUCCGUUAUCACCGCCGUCCAGGUCACAUCGAUCCCUCAUGAUGCCUCAAUCAUCCACGGCUUUCAUCCCUGGAAGCCACCAGUGAUCGGUCGUUGAAUCGUCGCUUUUGCAUGCGCAACUACCAUAACCACCAUCUACGCUACCGGCGCCACUAUCAUCACCACCGCCUCCGCCAUCGAAUCUAUGUGUUUGCGUAGCUGCAGGAGUAGGAUUUGGGGUUUUGGUGUUCUGGAUGCAUCUCGCGUCCUGGAUAAAUGCUUGUUUCUAGGGAUCUAGGGUUUACGGACCUGAUCCUGGUCUUUUUUGUCUUCGUUGUUGUUCCGGUCGUUGGCCUCGGUUUCUUUGUCCGUAGGAAAUGGAAGCUUGCGGUUGCCAGGAGGGAGGAGAUCAAGAGACUCCUCGUUUUGGCCUCUGAAGAGGCUGCGAGGGCUGAGCUCGAGGCUGCGGUGGAGUACGGUGCCGCCGUCUCCGUCGCUCGGGAGUUUCAGUGCGCCGUCUGUUUUUGCCCCACCACCACACGUUGCUCUCGUUGCAAGGCCGUGAGAUACUGGUGUGUUUUAUUUCUUUCCACUCCCUAUCUGGUAGUCGUGUUAAGCUCUGGUAAGUGUCAAAUCAUUCACUGGAGACAAGGGCACAAGGAUGAAUGCCGUCCCCAAAGCACUCCAAUUUCCAUCAGUCAUGUUAAUGACUUUGGCGAGAAGGCAGUAUCGGGGGAUGAAUGUGAGUUUUCUAGUGACAAUUUGGAGACUGAAGGCAUACACAGCAAUGAAAUAGAAACCUCAAAAGAGGAACCUGCUACAUAUGAAGUUCUAGGCAGGAAAGAUGAUACAAUCAAACCCCUUGUUGAUCCCAAAACUACAGGCACCGUUUCUGAAUCUUCUGGUGGCUCCUUGUCGACUGGCUUCUUUACAUCCACUGGCACAAAUGAAUCAUUGGUUGAUGUUUCUGUCUGUGAGAUACCUGUUCCAAGCACAUCUGACAGAGUGGAGGGACUUCAAACCAAUAUUACGACAGCGGAUAAGCUUGAGAGUAGCACAGAUGUUAAGGAUAUGAAGCUAACUAAAUCACUACCUUCAGAGUUUAAUAGUUCAGUCAAUUCUGUAAAUUGUUCUUCUUCUAGUAAAUUAAAGCAGGAGAAAUCCAGUUUUAAUGCUGGAGAGGAUAACUACAACUCAGCUGUUUAUUCACCUUCAAGCUCAACUGGUUCUUUGAGUCCAAGCACCAAUGCAUGUAUGCCUGCUGAGUCUACAGCAUGUUCUGAUUUCUGGGGCCCAGCUCUUGAUUUGAGUGGGUAUGGUGUUCAUGAUGAUUCUGCUUACUCCAGUAUCAGAGAAGAUGGUGAUGACGUUUUAUCUGAUUCUGGUUCUCUCUUAUGCUCAUCAAAGAACUUGUCUGGGCGUAUUGAUUCUUCCUUUCCUUCACAACGUUCAAAGCCUGAGACAGUCAAGUCCAGCGAUCCUUCUCCAACAAGCUUUAAGAAUGCAACUCCUGCCACUGGAGCUGCUCCCUCUCGAAAGAUGGUUACAGAUUUGUCUAGGAUCAGUAGCUUGCCAGCAUCGAGCUCUGAAAGGUCAAAAACUGUGGCUAAUGAAAGCCGCAAUGAUACACAGUUAUUGAAGUCUAAAACCGUUAGGUCUUUCUCAUCUUCUGCUUCUGAUCUUCCAUCUACAAAGGUUGAAAAUAGUGUUCAAUCGGUGAGAAAUGGUUCACCUGAGGUUGCAAGUUCGUCACCUAAUGUUGGUAAUGGCUUGAAAACUUCUGUGCGGAAAGUUGUUCAGCAAUUUAGAUCCUCAAAAAUCUCAGUAUACAACCCAUUGGGGCUCGGUACUGAGGUUGCCGGAAAAUACAAUUGCAAGAUGGUCUUCCCUUAUGAACUAUUCCUCAAACUUUACAAUUCGGACAAAUUGGAAUUUCGCCCUUUUGGCCUUACAAACUGUGGUAACAGCUGUUACGCUAAUGCUGUUCUCCAGUGCCUGGCAUUUACUAAGCCUCUUACUGCUUAUCUUCUUCAAGGACUCCACUCUAAAGCAUGUUCGAAGAAGGAGUGGUGUUUCUCCUGUGAGUUUGAGGAUCUAAUUCUGAAGGCAAAGGAGGGGAAAUCACCACUUUCUCCCAUUGGGAUACUCUCGCAAAUACAAAGCAUUGGAAGUCAUCUUGGUCGUGGUAGAGAAGAAGAUGCCCAUGAAUUUUUAAGGUAUGCUAUUGAUACAAUGCAAUCGGUUUGCCUCAAGGAAGCUGGGGUAAAUGUAGUAGACCAAAUGGCAGAAGAGACAACACUUGUAGGCCUGAUAUUUGGGGGUUACCUUCGAUCUAAGAUAAAGUGUCUGAAAUGCCAAGGCAAAUCUGAGCGGCAUGAACGGAUGAUGGAUCUUACUGUUGAGAUACAGGGGGACAUUGGAACUCUCGAAGAGGCUCUUGCACAGUUUACAGCCACUGAAACAUUGGAUGGAGAUAACAAGUAUCACUGUGGCAGAUGUAAAUCCUAUGAGAAAGCAAAAAAGAAGUUGACGGUAUUAGAAGCUCCUAAUAUCCUUACAAUUGUUUUAAAGCGAUUUCAGUCUGGUAAAUUUGGAAAGCUCAACAAGUCAGUUCAGUUUCCAGAGAUCCUAAAUUUGGCUCCAUAUAUGAGCGGGACAAGCGACAAGUCCCCCAUAUACCGGCUUUAUGCAGUUGUUGUGCACUUGGACAUUAUGAAUGCUGCAUUUUCUGGUCACUACGUGUGUUAUGUUAGAAAUUUCCAGGGAAAGUGGUUCAAGAUUGAUGACAGCACGGUCAAACCUGUUGAGCUUGAUAGGGUCUUAUCAAAGGGGGCAUACAUGCUUCUUUAUGCCAGGUUCUCUCCUCGGGCCCCAAGUUUGAUUAGGAAAUCAAUGAUAUCCAGUGAUAACAAAAUGAAAAGAAGCAGAUUCUCAGAAGCUGUCAACAACAAUGGAAAAAGUACAACAUCCAAGUCAAGAACUAACAUCGUUCCAAGUACCGGCCCUGCUAUGGUGCAUAGGGUGCCUGAAGGCUAUGCUCCUUGGAUGACCAAGGAUGGUGGUGCAAGCUUUGAUUCAUUGAGUGACAAUUCUUCCCUCUUUAGCUGCUCAGAUGAAGGCUCAUGCAGUACUGAAAGCACGAGGGACUCGACCAGCACUGAAGAUUUUUCUGAUUACAUAUUUGCGGAUGCAGGACGCAGUUGGAACAUUCCUUUGGGGGUCUUAUCAGACUCGGAUGGUUCCUCUUCCUCGUUGUGCUCACUUUCUCCCCCAGUGAACUUGAAGAGACAUGAACCGGGUUCUCCUGAGACAAGUGGGUAUCCAGCUUACAUUCCAGGUUCAGUGCCAGAGGCUGAUGGAAUUUUGAUGAGGCAACCUCAAGAGAGCAGUAGGAAACAGGAUUGGCAAGGGAAGGGAAACCCAGACUCUUCCCUUUUACACCCGGACACAACUAAACAGUGUAGAAAGUCGUCAAACCAAUGUAGCAGUAGUGAUAGAUGUAGUAGUUGUAGGGAGACUGACUCAGAGAAAUUAGGUUGGGUUAACCCUUUUGAUGUGAGAUCUGGUGUAUCAUUGAGAAGAUCAACUCGGGAAAGACCGACUCAAACAUUUUAUUGAUGGUUGAGUUGCGUUUGGAAAAUAAGAGUUAAAGCUGUAUGUAAGUUACACUUUUGUUGAUUUAAUAUAAAAAUUGUCUAACCAUUUUGCUUCGU